Messenger RNA from Medicago truncatula (barrel medic), 414 nucleotides. RefSeq names its product ubiquitin carboxyl-terminal hydrolase 14-like. The record is from RefSeq and is a predicted model, not a curated record. The transcript has 3 exons. NCBI's taxonomy places the organism in Eukaryota, Viridiplantae, Streptophyta, Magnoliopsida, Fabales, Fabaceae. Bases 1 to 414 code for a protein of 137 amino acids. Gene Ontology annotation, molecular function: protein binding.
AUGAAUAGUGUAGUUGGUAGAAAGAAGAAAAAGAUAGCAAAGGGAGAUCUUGCAUCAGAGAUAACGUCACCAGAUGAGGAAGACUCACAAAAACCUUCGGCCAAUGAAGAAAUCGUCUCUCUACUUGUUUCCAUGGGCUUUGAUCAUCUCCGUUGUCAGAAAGCUGCUAUAAAUACAUCAAAUGUUGGCGUGGAUGCGGCAUUGACUUGGUUACAGUCUCACGAGGAUGAUCCAGAUAUUGACAUUCCUAUUUCUGAAGGCCAUGGUUCUGAAGCUUUGACAACUCUUGACCAAUCAAAAGUUGAUCACCUAAUUAUGUUCGGAUUUCAAGAAGAUAUUGAUCGAAAAGCUCUGAAAGCAUCAGUAAUUUUUCUUUUUAUAUUUCCCCCUGUGGGCUUUUGUUUCAUGAUAUAA